AGAAAAAAAUAGGAUUUUUUACUGUUUUGUUUUGACAACGACGCAUAUUGGCUAUAAUUUUAUUAAGAAGGCAAAAAGUCGACCGAACAGUUCAAAGAAUGUUUCAAUCACCCGAUUAUAGUAACACAUUGUCACUUAAAUUGUCUGAGGUAUUACAGGAUGUUGGUGUCAAUGAAGAAAUCGUGCUGAAAAGAAGAAGAGUAAGCAUGCUGAUGGAAAAUAUUGGAACUGUGUCAUGGAGGUCAGUAGGUAUUACCUCCACUGAAUAUUAUUUUGGGAGUCAGUCUGAAAGCACAACUACUAAUGGACUCAAUUCAGAUACUGACACUAUGUCUGUGAUACAUGAUUAUAAUGUAAUACAGAACUGGUCAGAAUGGAAACAGAAUAAGAUCAAUCUUCUUAUGAUACAGGAUGAGAAUGUCACAAUGGGAUAUUGCUUCUUACAACUGCUUCGUUCGGAUGAGCCUCUCUUUGAGACAAUUAUUCCUGAUAGACAUUAUAUCAGAGACAGUAAAGGGAGGAUAUUAUUGAAAAAUACAAUUAUGAAUAGCUUACAUGAAGAUGCGGAGAGACACGGUCCAUCGAAUGCUGUGCCCGGGGAUGAAGGAUACACUGAUAUUGAUAUAGUGUUUGGUUUUCCUUGUAAUUCAUUGCCACAAUCAGCUUCACAUUUACCGGACAGAAUUAGCAUAGGCGGAUGGCCAACAUCUGAAAUGAUCAGAUAUGUUGUAAGUAAUGGUUGUUUUGUUGUUGGUGCUAGCAGUAAGAUUAGUACUUACCCGGAACUAGAAUGGAGAAUAUCGACAUCAUUAGGAGAAAGAUGCUUCAUGUUUAAUUUAAACAUAACACAAUUACAUUGUUAUGUUUUGAUGAAAAUAAUUUUGAAAACUUUUCUUACACCUCAAAGGGAAAGUGCUUUGUCUAGUUUUAUGUGUAAAACUGUAGUGUUACACUGUAUACAAAACACCGACCGAAACAUUUGGAAAAAGAACAAUCUUUUCACAUGUUUUACAUAUUGCUUGCUUGAACUACAAAGCUAUAUUGAAAAUGAAAAUUGUCCGCAUUUUAUCAAUCCGGAAAACAACCUUAUGGCCGGACAAUUUACUACAGAAGGGAAGCUUGACAUGUUACGGAAGAUAAGGGGCAUAAUACAGAGUGACGGUAGAUGUUUGCUUCGAAUAAGUAUUGAUGAUAUUGGUAAUCGACUACAGGUCAAAUUUCAUACAGAUCGUGCGAUACCUCAUGGUAUACCAACUUCUCGUGACAUAAAUGAAAAGAUUUCGGGUUGGUUAUAUGGGAACUUAGCAAAAAAAAUUAGCAAUAAUUCAUUAAUGCAUUUAAAAAAAUUGUCAAAUGAUAAUAUAAUCAAUCUCAAACAAUGUAUCUUAAAGCUAGCAAGCUAUAGUGUACAUGGAUCCAGAGCAAAACAGAUUGGAAGUCGUUGUUUGUUACCGUUUCUUUAUUCUACCAUUGGGUGUGCAAUGGUAUCAUCAAAUUUUCGACAGAAUAUUGCAGUUCUAAAUGAAGCACUUAAGUGGCUCUCACUAGGUUUAAACUCUGAUGUCUCAUCCGGAAGACUGAAAGCAGCGUCAAGUUUGUAUUGUUUAUAUUUUGUGGAUAGAGCAGAGUGUAUUCUGAGACAAACUGAAAAUCGUUACAACUGUGAUAUUGUUGAACCUGUAUGUGGUUGCACGCGAUAUCCAUUGUCAAAUGAGUCUGCAGACUUUAGAAGAAAAUGUCGGGAACGAAACGAAGAUUGCAUCAAUUGUAUCACAUCAUUUUGUGUCAGAUUCAUACAAAUGGAGAUCAACUGUGUUCCUCGAGAAUUACAAUAUGAAAUGAUGAGAUCUACAAGAGAUGGCAUUCAACACAGGACUUCACUUGAAAGACAAUGGAUGAACUUUGCAGUGGUUGAUUCUCUCCCUUUUCUCUACUUUUUACAGUACAAGACAUACGGACAUCUACAAAGAUACCAAGAUAAACAACGAGCACUAAGUAACCUUAUAAAUAUUACCGUGUCUGGCAAAAACCUUGGUCAUAGGGAGACAGCUCUAAACCUUGUAGGUCAAUGUAUGGAACAGGAGAACAAACCAAUGGAAGCGAUGCGGUGUUAUAUGCUUUCUCUUCAACAAAGAGAAAGGAACAACGCCGCAAAGUUCCAUGUUUGUAAUUUACUGAGAAAGCACGUAUCUCACAAUUAAAUGUUAUGUGAUGCUUGUUAUGCCAAAAGAAAAGCUGAAUGUUUUUCAAACAAAGACAUCAUCGAUAUUUUGUAUAUGUAUAUUCUAAAUUGUAGAGCUGUUCAUUCAAAAGACAUUAAUUACAAUUAUGCAUUUGUCAAAGGACAAGUGUACCAUUUGAGCAUAUACCUCAGUACAGUUCUAUUUACUGUACAGUUGUAUGAUAAAGCAAAUCUAUGAUUGCACUUCAUAUGUUUUCUGUUUAAUUUCAUGGAUAUCAAUACAUGUCCAUUUACUUACACGGACUGUAAACUGCCGAUUGGACUUGGCUGGCACAUUGUUUAAUGUUAUGCCUGACAAUCGUUUAUUAUGAUAACCAUUGCAAAGGGAGCAAAGAAACAAACGUUGCUUAUUAAAUCUCAGUCGCAUCACAGUCUUGUGAAAGAUACGUUCAUUUAUUAUAAGAAACAUAUUUUACAUAAUAUAUCAAAUAAAUGCUUUUUUAGAAAUUUGCCUGAUUUUGAAUUUGAUGUUUGAAGCUAAAUUAAUAAAGGUUUUAUUAAUCCGAACCGCUUUUGAGUCCUUUUUUUAAAUUAUUUUCAUAAAUUCUGUAGUUACUCGAGUAUGUCUCAAAACAACAAUAAUGUGUAAGGAUAAAAUUUGGACCAUCAUCUUUUCACAAAACAUAUUAUAUUCUCAGCUGCCAAAUCGGCACUUACAUAAUCCUUUUUUAACAAGCAAAACAGAUUAUAAUGCUUGUUUAAAUCUAUACCGGGUCGGUGUUCAUGAAAUAAUUUUCCAUUUAAACCUGACAAACAAUCAUUGGUGAAAUGUUAAGAUUUCUCUGGAAAUAUUUGAUAUUUGAAUAAUAACAUAUAAUAACAUUCGAAAUUUGAAAAUUGAACGUUUAUUAAGAUAUUGAUCAUUUAUAUUUAACAUAUGCGGCCAAUCAUUCAGGGAUUUUACUACUCUGGUCCUGGUAGCGUGGACGAUAUCUUGCAUAAAUCUGCCGUCAGGGUACAGAUCCUACUUAAAUAUGCAUUUAUUGUCAAUCUUUGAAGUUACACAAUGCGAGGACAAACGUUGCUUAAAUCAAUAUCAAGUUGAGGCCACUAGCAGUAGAAAAAUAAUGACUUCUUAUCGAUACCAGUACCAAGUAGAUUUCUUUGGGACUCGCGAAAUUGUGAAGAUUCAGACACACACAAUCUUACGAUAAGUUCGUGGUAUUAUGCUCGCGAGUAAAUGCCCCUUCCGCACGAGCAUCUGCUGAGGAUUGUGGCAAGUUAAAAUGUACUCAGUGAAAAUUACCAUCUCUGUUGAUUUUGUAUUUUUCUAUCCUGCUGACACUGAUAUAUACAAACACUAUAAGGGAAAAAACCCGAUUACAUUGUGAAAGCUCGGGAGCAUAAACCAGAAAUGUGUUUAAAAGACACGGACGUCCCGACUA
Messenger RNA from Ruditapes philippinarum (Manila clam), 3627 nucleotides. RefSeq lists its product as uncharacterized. Lineage: Eukaryota; Metazoa; Mollusca; Bivalvia; Venerida; Veneridae. Gene Ontology annotation, molecular function: protein binding. The record is from RefSeq and is a predicted model, not a curated record. The transcript is spliced from 2 exons. Bases 99 to 2201 code for a protein of 700 amino acids.